This is a messenger RNA of Nematostella vectensis (starlet sea anemone), 2485 nucleotides long. RefSeq names its product putative GPI-anchored protein pfl2. The record is from RefSeq and is a predicted model, not a curated record. Lineage: Eukaryota; Metazoa; Cnidaria; Anthozoa; Actiniaria; Edwardsiidae. The coding region runs from base 274 to 1806 and encodes 510 amino acids. The transcript has a single exon.
AGGACGGUUGACAACAACUUUUUGUCAAUCGACUCGACGACUAUAUGCAAAUUAUCAGCGUGCGUCAGAGCGCGAAUUUCAAAAAACGAUGAACAAUUCAAAGUAAAGAGCCGAAUUAAAUUUUGUCUAUUAUGAGAUACCAAAGUCAAUAAAAUUACGUAGUAUUCAAAGAACAAGGUUUCUACAAACGAACUGCAGUAGUGGCUAGGUUAUCUUCACGGGCAAAGCUCCGUUGCACCCUAAAGGCCGAUUUAGACAGCUCGAUUUAGUCGUAUGCGACUUGCCUGCAACACCUCUUCCUCAACACUUGCCCGCAACAUCUCUUCCUCAACACUUGCCCGCAACAUCUCUUCCUCAAUACUUGCCCGCAACAUUCCUUCCUCAACACUUGCCCGCAACACCUCUUCCUCAACACUUGCCCGCAACAUCUCUUCCUCAACACUUGCCCGCAACAUCUCUUCCUCAACACUUGCCCGCAACAUCUCUUCCUCAACACUUGCCCGCAACAACUCUUCCUCAACACUUGCCCGCAACAUUCCUUCCUCAACACUUGCCCGCAACAUCCCUUCCUCAACACUUGCCCGCAACAUCUCUUCCUCAACACUUGCCCGCAACAUCUCUUCCUCAACACUUGCCCGCAACAACUCUUCCUCAACACUUGCCCGCAACACCUCUUCCUCAACACUUGCCCGCAACAUCUCUUCCUCAACACUUGCCCGCAACAUCUCUUCCUCAACACUUGCCCGCAACAUCUCUUCCUCAACACUUGCCCGCAACAUUCCUUCCUCAACACUUGCCCGCAACAUCUCUUCCUCAACACUUGCCCGCAACACCUCUUCCUCAACACUUGCCCGCAACACCUCUUCCUCAACACUUGCCCGCAACAUCUCUUCCUCAACACUUGCCCGCAACAUCUCUUCCUCAACACUUGCCCGCAACAUCUCUUCCUCAACACUUGCCCGCAACAUCUCUUCCUCAACACUUGCCCGCAACAUCUCUUCCUCAACACUUGCCCGCAACAUUCCUUCCUCAACACUUGCCCGCAACAUCUCUUCCUCAACACUUGCCCGCAACACCUCUUCCUCAACACUUGCCCGCAACAUCUCUUCCUCAACACUUGCCCGCAACAUCUCUUCCUCAACACUUGCCCGCAACAUCUCUUCCCCAACACUUGCCCGCAACAUCUCUUCCUCAACACUUGCCCGCAACAUCUCUUCCUCAACACUUGCCCGCAACACCUCUUCCUCAACACUUGCCCGCAACAUCUCUGUCUCAACACUUGCCCGCAACACCUCUUCCUCAACACUUGCCCGCAACACCUCUUCCUCAACACUUGCCCGCAACACCUCUUCCUCAACACUUGCCCGCAACAUCUCUUCCUCAACACUUGCCCGCAACAUCUCUUCCUCAACACUUGCCCGCAACAUCUCUUCCUCAACACUUGCCCGCAACAUCUCUUCCUCAACACUUGCCCGCAACAUUCCUUCCUCAACACUUGCCCGCAACAUCUCUUCCUCAACACUUGCCCGCAACACCUCUUCCUCAACACUUGCCCGCAACAUCUCUUCCUCAACACUUGCCCGCAACAUCUCUUCCUCAACACUUGCCCGCAACAUCUCUUCCCCAACACUUGCCCGCAACAUCUCUUCCUCAACACUUGCCCGCAACAUCUCUUCCUCAACACUUGCCCGCAACACCUCUUCCUCAACACUUGCCCGCAACAUCUCUGUCUCAACACUUGCCCGCAACAACUCGAGUCGUAUAGUUUCCGCUACGACGUUCGGCUACGAAACGCGUAGUGUGUAAUUCAGGGCUAUAGAGAAAAGAAACAGGCUGCCGAGGACCGCUCGGGGGUCCUGUGGUGAUAACCCAAGCGGAAAGGGGAUGAGAACCACAGAAAGCCCGCAUAGCUAUUUCGACUUCACUCUUUAUCGUUCAUGUUUAUAGAUAGUUUUAACGUUUAAAGACGCCUGCGGAGAAGGUUAAGCCCAUUAACAAUUUGUCAUUUUCCUCAGAUUCCUCCCGAAGUCAUAGUACGGGGCAGCUCUCGUCAUGUCAGGGGAGGAUCUAGCUUUUUGCCAAGGGGAGGGGGGUGACCCCAAAACUACCUUCGUAACGAUUUAUGAACAGACACAAUGAAGCAGACACAAACAGCCCCCCUCCCCCUCCGUAGAUCUUGUACUAGCGGGGGAUAUUUCAUGGUCUAUUCUCUGCGCUCUAUUUGCAAAUCACUUAUAACUCAUUUUAUGUGACAACACUAUUACUCAUCCUUGUCAAACUUCCUUCUUAUCCAUUGGAAAAGCUGCUGCACUAUAGUGUUACCAUGACUACGGCAGGCAAGGCGCGCUUCCGAAUGAAUUACAAGGGACGCCUGGUUGAUUUUUCUGCCACCGAGGCAAGGCAUUUGCAUUCGAACUUUCUAGGUUUGCUUUCAAAAAGUCUUUUUAGCCCAAAAGAUUAAUAAACUAUUAUGGCAGAAGCAAGU